AUGACAUCCUCACGCUCUGAGCUGACAGAGCCAGGCUGGCAGAACGCGCUCGCAGAGGAGGACGAUGCGGAGCUCACCUACGAGAACAUCCGGCUGGCCCAGACUGGGGAGGUGAAGCAGGGGCAAGGGGCGGAGCAGAGCAAAGAGCCCAGGUGGAACACGCGGUACCUGCCCCUCGGCCUGCUGGGGGCCUGCCUCUUCCUCCUGGCCACCACCAUUGGCCUGGGGGUUCGCUCACAGACGUUGCUGGGGCCAGUCAGCGCACUGGGGGGUUUCCCGGCGCUGCUGGCCAAAGGGCUGUAUGGCCCAGGCUCACGCUGUCUGUCCCCUGCAGACUGGCAGGUUUCCCAGCAUCUGCAGCAGGCGUCCCGAGCGCACGAGGCAGAGAGCAGCCGCCUCUCCCAGCAAGUCAGCACCAAGGGGGCCACCCUGGAGCAGACGGCGAGGGAGCUGGAGCAGGCGAGGCGGGAGCUGGAGCAGGCGAGGCGGGAGCUGGAGCAGAUGUGGCUGAAGGAGAACAGCACACAGGAGCAGCUGCGACUGCUGGAGGCCGCGUUAGAGGGAUCGAAGGAGGAGCUGGCGAGGGUACAGGAGGAGAAGACAGAAAUUAAAGAGAAGCUGAACCAGACGGAGAACGCCCUGUCCAGCAUCCGCCCCUGCGAGCAGACAGACUGCUGCCCGGCAGACUGGGUGUUGUACAGAGGAAAGUGCUUGUUCGUCUCGAAGGAGAAGAAGAGUUGGCAGAAAAGUAAAGAAGACUGUGAAUUGAACUCUGCUCACCUUCUUAUCACCAAAUCCUGGGACUGGCAGACAAUGCCGAAUUUUCUGAAAAAUACUGAUGUGCAGUAUUGGAUUGGAUUCAGGAAAGAUGGAAAUAAGGAACCGCAGUGGGUUGAUGAGUCGCCCUUUAAACCGUAA
Chrysemys picta bellii (western painted turtle) is the source of this 918-nucleotide messenger RNA. Lineage: Eukaryota; Metazoa; Chordata; Testudines; Emydidae. The record is from RefSeq and is a predicted model, not a curated record.